CUCCACAGGUUUGGAAGUUGGUGGCUCGAGAGGCCUGGUCCGAGUGAGGUUUUCGUUCUGUUUUCUCCACUCCCUUUCUUUGGAUCUGCCCACCCUUUGCAUCCCCCUGUCCCCACCCCACGCAGCCUCUAGAACUCGCGAAGGUUCGUAUCUAAAGAAGUAAAAGAAGGUAGUGGAAACAAGUCUCCUGAGCUUUUCUGGCCCUAAAUGGCUGCAGAAUCAAGAAAACCUUCAGCCCCAUCUCCACCAGACCAGGCUCCUGAAGAGGACCUUGUCAUCGUCAAGGUAGAGGAGGAUCAUGAUUGGGACCCAGAAUCUAGCCUGCAUGAAAAUAACCCUCCUGGCCAAGAACUGUUCCGUCUACGCUUCAGACAAUUAUGCUACCAGGAGACUCUAGGACCUCGAGAGGCUCUGAUCCAGCUCCGGGCACUUUGCCAUCAGUGGCUGAGGCCAGAUUUGAACUCCAAGGAGCAGAUCCUGGAGCUGCUGGUGCUGGAGCAGUUCCUCACUAUCCUGCCUGAGGAGCUGCAGACUCUAGUUAAGGAGCAUCAGUUAGAAAAUGGAGAAGAAGUGGUGACCCUAUUGGAGGAUUUGGAAAGACAGAUUGAUAUACUAGGACGGCCCGUCCCAGCUCGUGCACAUGGACAUAGGGUACACUGGGAGGAAGUGGUACCUUCAGAAUCUGCACCAGAACUUCCAAGUACUCAGCUCCACCCUGUGAUAACCCAGCAUAAAUCACAAGGGCCACAGGAGAGAGUCCUGUCUACUUCUCAGAGUCCUUCCCCUUCCCAGAAAGGAAGUUCCAGAGACCAGGAAGUGACAGCUACACUUCUCACAGCAGGGUUCCAGACUUUGGAGAAGAUUGAAGAUAUGGCUGUGUCCCUUAUUCGAGAGGAGUGGCUUCUUGAUCCAUCACAGAAGGAUCUGAGUAGAGAUAACAGGCCAGAGAAUUAUAGAAACGUGUUCUCCCUGGGUGUUGAGACCAGGAAUGAGAACAAGGAAUUAGCUUCAAAACAGGUAAUAUCUACUGGAAUACAACCACAUGGAGAGACAGCUGCCAAAUACAACGGGGAUGUUACCGGGGGUCUUGAACAUGGAGAAGCCCAAAACCUGGGCAAAUUAGAGAGGCAGCGGGGAAAUCCCACACAAGAGAGACGACAUAAGUGUGAUGAAUGUGGGAAAAGCUUUGCUCAGAGCUCAGGCCUUGUUCGCCACUGGAGAAUCCACACUGGGGAGAAACCCUAUCAGUGUAACGUGUGUGGUAAAGCCUUCAGUUACAGGUCAGCCCUUCUUUCCCAUCAGGAUAUCCACAACAAAGUAAAACGUUAUCACUGUAAGGAGUGUGGUAAAGCCUUCAGUCAGAACACAGGCCUGAUCCUGCACCAGAGAAUCCACACUGGGGAGAAGCCGUAUCAGUGUAAUCAGUGUGGGAAGGCUUUCAGUCAGAGUGCGGGCCUUAUUCUACAUCAGAGAAUCCACAGUGGGGAGAGACCCUAUGAAUGUAAUGAAUGUGGGAAAGCUUUCAGUCAUAGCUCACACCUCAUUGGACAUCAGAGAAUCCACACUGGGGAGAAGCCCUAUGAGUGUGAUGAAUGUGGGAAAACCUUCAGGCGGAGCUCACAUCUUAUUGGCCAUCAGAGAAGCCACACUGGGGAGAAGCCCUACAAAUGCAAUGAAUGUGGGAGGGCCUUCAGUCAGAAGUCAGGCCUUAUUGAACAUCAGAGAAUCCACACUGGAGAAAGACCCUAUAAAUGUAAAGAAUGUGGGAAAGCUUUCAAUGGGAACACUGGCCUCAUUCAACAUCUGAGAAUCCACACAGGGGAGAAGCCCUAUCAAUGUAGUGAGUGUGGGAAAGCCUUUAUUCAGAGGUCAAGUCUUAUACGACAUCAGAGAAUCCACAGUGGAGAAAAAUCUGAAUCCUUAGGAGUUUAGGAAAAGCUUCAGUCACAUAUUGAAUAUUUUUCAACAUUCACGAACCACACACUGGUGGAAGGUCUUUCAUUAUAGUAAAAAAUUCAUCAUCAUCAUCUAGUGGCAGAAUCUAUAGUGGUGGCAAAGUUAGAAUAGCUUUUCAGUAGUUUGGGCCCAGUGCCUUGACCCAGGUUGAUUAGCUUGACUGUCUCUGGAAAUAUAUAAUGGAGUAGAGCUCCCAACAACCUAAUAUUACCUUUUAGAAAUUUAAAAUAGUAUUAAUUUGUUUGUCAUGGCUUGAGGCACUAAACUUUGUCUUUCAGGUGAGUAGCUGUAGUUUUGAGAGAGGCUGCUACUCUUAGUUCCUCUGCUUCCCAUGGCCUAUGAUCCCGUUCUCCCAUUUAUUCCCCCAAAGGUGCCCUUGCACUGCUAAUCUGAUCCAAGAAGCUGCUGCAGCAUCCAAAACAGCCUCUUUGUGAGGCUUAUAUUUAUAUUUAGCUUUCUAAGAUCCUGGUUCUAGGGAAAUUUUACAGACACUUAACAUAUUUCUUUUUUUUAUUCUAAUGUUCCUUCUAAUUGAUGAAAAUCUAUAUUCCCAUGCAAACUCAAAAUGCUAUAUUUUUAACAGCACUCCAGCAUUUUUCUUCAUUUAUCACCUUUACUGACUCCACUAAGUCAUUGAGCAUCUGUACGUAUCCUUCACCACCCCCAAUCUCAGUACCUGUGUCAGCAAAGGAAGUGGACGCAUUAGAUGGUUGUGAGAGUGAUGCAGAGAAAGAGGUGAGUGGAGGCUGCCCGGCUAUUCUUGAGCUGGAUAGUUACACUUUGGUAACUUCUGACACUCCUUCCACAUCCUCACUGUGCACUGAUACAAAAGGUAUUUGCACUCUCCUAGUUAUAAUAUCACAUAAGAUAAAGAGGAGACAGCUAUUUGUUGAAGAAGACACAAUUCUUAAGAAGAAUGGGCAUCAUCCCUUCUGGCCCCAUUACAGUGCUGCUUUCUCAGGUUCCUAUCCAUCUACACAAACUCCCUGAAUAGAUUGUCUGUUUUUCUUAUCAUUACUCUGGAUCCACCUCCUUAUAUGGCCUCAGCACUUCAUUCAUCAUUUCUUAUCUGUUUCUUCCCAUUUGUUUGUAUAACUUAGAUAUCCACAGUGGUGAUUUGUUGAAUAUCAUACCUCACAAUUCCUCAUUCUUCUGAGUUCUGAUGUAGUCCAUCAGUAUUCUGUGUCUGUAAUCUACCAACAAAGACAUAAUAUUAAACUCACAGCUUAGUAUUUCAUCUUUGAGACUUUUGGUAAACCAAGGGAUACUGUAUAAAGAAAAGUGACUAAUACAAAGUACAAGCCAAAUUUUAUGCAUCCAACAUAGGAUGUCCUUUAAAUCAGGUAGUUCUACUUAUUCUAAAUACUAUAUUCCAAGAGUUCUAUUCCUCUAUAUAUUUGAAACAUUCUUAGAAUUCCCAAUAAACCAUACAAGAAAACCCUCUAUUAUUCUUAGUCAUAUUUCAUUUUUGAGCAGUUUAUUAGACACUCAUUCACCAGGCUUGGAAUUGAAUACUUGCUUUUCAAAAUUAAUCUUCAAACUUGAAAUUAUUACUUUAAACCUAUUCAGAAGACAGUUACAUGGGUUCUAAUGAAAACUCCAAGAGAAAUAAUGCAAUUUCACACUGUGACUAUCCUGAAAAGGGAUAAUAAAUAUGUUGUUUUAUGAUAUGUUUGAAAAAAAUCAUAAAAUCUUACCUCAUAGAAAUCCACCUUUGAAACAAUCAUAAAUUUCUUCUCUAUAACAGUCCUCUCUACCUCCCUAUGGUCCACCUUGACCAUCUACAACAUCAAGAUUAUUAUCUACUAUUAUCUACAUUUAUUUCAUUGAACCAUCAAUACCUUCUUAUCACUUGUCAUCCUAGUUUGUUUAGUUAACUUUUUCAGAACAGUUCAUUUUG
Sciurus carolinensis (gray squirrel) is the source of this 3856-nucleotide messenger RNA. It is a transcript of the gene Zkscan8, whose product is annotated as zinc finger with KRAB and SCAN domains 8. The record is from RefSeq and is a predicted model, not a curated record. Gene Ontology annotation, molecular function: RNA polymerase II cis-regulatory region sequence-specific DNA binding; DNA-binding transcription factor activity, RNA polymerase II-specific. Gene Ontology annotation, cellular component: nucleus. Gene Ontology annotation, biological process: central nervous system development; regulation of transcription by RNA polymerase II. Lineage: Eukaryota; Metazoa; Chordata; Mammalia; Rodentia; Sciuridae. The coding region runs from base 208 to 1932 and encodes 574 amino acids. The transcript has 6 exons.